UACUCCGCCGGCGUUUGUGUGAGGUGCAAUCAAUUAAAGAUUUCGUAAUUUUCAAACUUGCUAACCCUCUUUCACAACCACACUCGAUGUAUUUUAAGUCCCAGCUAUACACUGAGGUUCUCCCAAACGUAAUAGGGAAAAUCCUAACGAAGUGGUGAAAUCUCGGAUGUUCACCUCCCCGUUGAGUGAGUUCAGCCACCUGCCUACUGCUGCCAUUGCUCAGCAAACAGCCAUCGCUGAACAAAAGCAUCAAUAACAUCACUAUGGUUUUCGAGGAGGAAUCCACGUCUGUCAGCCCUGUGGACAUAGAGGGAUUUACUUUACAAAAUAAGAGCCCCCUCUCAUGUCCCCCGUGCCCUCCAGUUUCCCUCUCCCCAUGCAGGGUGGCUACGCCCGCCGGCUCCCCCCUCCCUUCCCUCACCCAGGCCCAAGCCUUCAGCCUCAACAAAAACAGCACCCUGUGCCUCCCUGUGUUUUCCGCGGACAACAAGCUGCUGUGGGUCCACUCCAACUCCAUCGCCCAGGAAGUAGCCCACGCGGCCGACACCCUGGACGGGGCCUUCGAAGUGUUCCCUUAUCCGAAGCGGGAGGAGAUGGCGAAGCUGGCACGGCGCUGCUCCCUGCACCUGGACCACGUGCGCGUGUGGUUUAUGUUCCAGCGCCUCCACUACGGCAUCAGCUGGGACUAUGCUGACAUCUGCGCGGUCCGAAGGAGGCUGCUGGGCCCGGGGCGCCAAAGACCGGCGAAAGCGGCGGUGGUGGUGGGGGGGGAGGACGACCCACAGGCGGCCGUCCGUACGGACGACCCAGGAGGCUGCUGGGCCCGGGGCGCCGACGACCGGAGGGUGGAGACCCCCGGCCGGCCCUGUAAAAGAAAGCUGGGGGAGGAGAAUGAAAAGGGCAAAACGAGUGCCAGGGACAAAGGGGACAGGGCACGGGUCAGGAAGGGGGCAAAGUCGACGGAGGAGGAGGACCCCCCAAAGAGGAAAGACGGGGAGCCCGGACGCGUCGAAGGAGGAAUGGCGUUGCUCACGAACCAGGAGCCCGUCCCUGAGAGCACAGCAUCCCCGACGCCCUCUCCUGUGUCGUCUGUACGACGUCCGGACAGACGACACAGGAAGAAGAAGAAGACGCCCUUUGACCUGUUGCCCAAAGUUCAGGUUAGCGAGAUCCCGCUUGCCAGCAAGGGCCACAGGGGGCCACCGGGGGCCGGUGAGAACCACGCAGGUCGAAAAGCCGACUCGACGGCAACUGUGAGCAGAGACGACGAUGGCGUAGACGGCGUCGCCCCCGGCAAUGGCUCCGCCCACGGUAACACGUCAGCCCUCGGCGACCUAGGCACGUCGAAGGCCAAGGCCAGUACGCCGGACGCCAAACCCAAGAACAAGACCAAGGAGCAGCUGGAGCAGCUGCGUCGGGCCUUCCUGGCCUGCCAGUACCCCAACCCGUGCGACUACGACUGGCUUUCGGAGUGGACGGGCCUGCAGCGCACCCGACUGAUCCAGUGGUUUGGCGACACGCGCUAUGAGAUAAAGAACACCGAGCCCCGCUGGAUCACCCCCGGGGACCAGCAGCGGGUCCUGGCUCGCAUGCGGCAGCGGCAGAGGAUGAAGCACCUGUGUACGGGGGAGGCCGGGGCCGGCCGAGAGGCGGCCAGCGGGCCCGGGGCUGGGACCUGGAGGUUGAAGCUGGAGGAGCGGUCGAUCCCCAUCCCCAUCUCCACCGCUCCCGCCCCUGCUCACUGAGGCCGAGGAGGUGUACGAGGCCAUCGUGGGGAGACCUGCCGGAAGGAGGCUCAGGGCUUUUGGAUGGUUGUGUAAAGACAUCGGUGUCUUUAGUUCGUUUGGACCCGGGAUUUUUGUUUUGUUCAGUUUCUAAAAUUCUAAUGUUUUAUGUUUACCUUCAUGUGUAAAGCAGGAUUUUCCUUUCUGAUGUUAGUAAAGAAUUGGUUCUCUUCUUGUCAAACAUUUGCUCUUUUUAUUUUACACCACAGAUUAGAAAACAUCACUCAUAAUUCCUAAUAUACAAAAUAACAGAAAUGCAAUGAGACUUGAAUGCCAGUCUUCUGCUAGGAAGUUAUAUUCUGUUAGAAA
This is a messenger RNA of Gadus chalcogrammus (walleye pollock), 2093 nucleotides long. RefSeq names its product homeobox and leucine zipper protein Homez-like. The record is from RefSeq and is a predicted model, not a curated record. NCBI's taxonomy places the organism in Eukaryota, Metazoa, Chordata, Actinopteri, Gadiformes, Gadidae. Gene Ontology annotation, biological process: regulation of transcription by RNA polymerase II. Gene Ontology annotation, cellular component: nucleus. The transcript is spliced from 4 exons. Gene Ontology annotation, molecular function: DNA-binding transcription factor activity, RNA polymerase II-specific; DNA binding. The coding region runs from base 264 to 1745 and encodes 493 amino acids.